CGCUUGCCAAAUGCCUAUAGCUUCACCAUGUGCGACCCUGACAAGCCUAAAGUCGCCCACAUUGUAGCUGACUCAUCCUCAUUCCUUAGACGGUUCAAAUUUGAUAACUUUGGAGUGGAAAUUUGUACUUCCCCUGAAGUCAUCCGUGAGCUUAAGGAUGUGAAGACUAGAGAAUUUAUACAAAGCAUCCAGGUCCCCAUCAGACUUGUCAGCCCUGAGCAGGAUUAUAUAAAUCGAGUUGUAAAAUUGUCCAAAAAGACGGGCGACUUCACGGCCCUCUCCAAGAUCGAUAUAAGCUUAAUAGCCCUAACCUAUCAGUUACACUGCAACCUUGUUGGUGACCCCAAGGAAUUGGAGGUUUGUCCUCAUCAAAUAUUUAGUUGCACUAAGAUUUCUGAGAUGCCUGCUUUUCUUCCUCUAGCAUUUUCUUUUAUCCCAGAAUAUAAACGGGAUGACUGUAGCCCUUCUGAGAGUGAUGGGGUUUCCGAAGAAGACGAUUCUUGUGAACUAAACGCCACAAAAUUGUCUACGCAAUUAAAUCACAUUGAUAAAGGUAUUGACCACUCAACCACUGAAGAUGAUUGGAUUACUGCUGAUAAUUUUGAAGAUAAAUCUUUAAGUAAUUAUGGCCUUGGUGGCACUAUAGUUGAUGAUCAGGUUUCUUUGGACAAGUAUGAUCUGCCUCUGCCUCAGGUUGCUUGUCUCACUUCUGAUUUUGCAAUGCAAAAUGUUCUUAUGCAUGCAGGACUCAGUAUUCUCAGCAUCCACGGUAUGCUAAUUAAACGUCCUCAGGCAUUCAUGCUUUGGUGUGCCUCCUGCUACCGGUAA
Protopolystoma xenopodis is the source of this 828-nucleotide messenger RNA. The record is from the annotation of a GenBank genome assembly. Lineage: Eukaryota; Metazoa; Platyhelminthes; Monogenea; Polystomatidea; Polystomatidae.